Penicillium nucicola is the source of this 1923-nucleotide messenger RNA. RefSeq names its product 3-hydroxyacyl-CoA dehydrogenase family protein. The record is from RefSeq and is a predicted model, not a curated record. The coding region runs from base 1 to 1923 and encodes 640 amino acids. Lineage: Eukaryota; Fungi; Ascomycota; Eurotiomycetes; Eurotiales; Aspergillaceae. Gene Ontology annotation, biological process: fatty acid metabolic process. Gene Ontology annotation, molecular function: NAD+ binding; oxidoreductase activity, acting on the CH-OH group of donors, NAD or NADP as acceptor. The transcript has 2 exons.
AUGGUGGUGACACCUCGAACAGACCGCCCAGUCGCAAUAAUCGGCGGCGGCGUCCUAGGCCGACGCAUCGGAUGCGUCUUCGCAGCAGCAGGAUACCACGUCCACGUCCGGGAUAUCUCACCGAUGGCCCUUCAAGACGCAGCGUCCUACAUAGACUCACACAAAGUUGAAUUCUCCCUCAUGCCACGGAUCCACCGCGCAAAGGAAGAUAUCCACGACUCCGAAGGCCAAGUCAAAGGAACGAAACUCGAGACUUCUAUCACGCAGGUCGAUCUCGAGUCAUCGACAAACGCGCCAUUCGGACAUGUCAAGACGUUCGAAGAACUCGAGCCGGCUGUCUUGAACGCGUGGUUGGUUGUCGAGGCUGUGCCUGAGUUACUAGAUUUGAAGAUUGACACGAUAGGUGAGAUUGACCGGAUUGCUCCGGAGGAUUGUUUGAUUGGAUCGAAUAGUUCGUCGUUCAGGUCUAGUUUGAUGCUUGCGAAGGUCCGUAGCGAGCGGAAGAGGAUUACCUUCAAUCUUCAUUGUGCUAUGCCGCCGGCUAUUCGCACUGUUGAGUUGAUGACUUGUGGUGAGACGGAUCCGGCGGUUUUGGAGUAUAUGCAGGAUGUCAUGGGGGAGUGUGGACUGUUGCCUGUCACUGCGAGGCGUGAGUCGAUGGGGUUUAUCUUUAAUCGUCUCUGGGCAGCGAUUAAGCGAGAAAUCAUGCAUAUCCUAUCGGAAGGGGUCAGCGAUCCAGGCGAAAUCGACCUACUCUGGGAACACAUGUUCAAAAACGGACCUCUCCCCUGCCAACUAAUGGAUCAAGUGGGACUAGACACGAUCGCCUACAUCGAAGACAACUAUAUCAAAGAGAAAGGCCUCGACGGCACCGCAACAGUCGACUGGCUACGCAGGGAGUACAUAGACCAAGGGCGCAUCGGAAAGAAAUGCGACAUAGGCGGGUUAUACCCAGGUCUCUCGAAAUCUUCCUCAUACCAAGCCAACCCAGCCAACCCACACAGCGCCGCAAAGGACAUCUACAUCCUCGACGCUGGACUAGGCGGCAACGCCAAAGAUGUAACGCAAGUCCACUCGAACGGCAAAAUCCUACGCUUGAACCUAGCGACGCAGAAAUUAACACCGGUAAUGGUCGGCCAGAACUUACCGGACGGAAUCGACUUCUCGCUCGCGACACAGCGCAUAUUUUGGACGAACAUGGGGCGUAGCACGGCGGCCUGUGAUGGCUCGGUCUGGUCAGCGGAUAUGGAUGGCAGCGAGGUAAAAUGUCUCGUCCCAAUUGGGAAGGUUCAUACUCCCAAGCAGAUCGCUGCGCUUGAAUCCCAGAAUCAGGUUUAUUUCGGCGAUCGCGAGGGAAUGAGUGUUCAUCGCUGUGGUUAUGAUGGCAGUGACCAUAAGAUUCUGAUCCAGCGUCGCGUCCCGCCCGAUGCGUCGUUAUUGGAGCAUAUGAGAAACUGGUGUGUUGGGGUUGCGAUUGAUACCGAGCGCAGUCUGAUUUACUGGACACAGAAGGGCCCGCCUAAGUCUGGUCGGGGUCAGAUCUUUUGCGCUGGGCUUGAUAUUCCGUUUGGGGAGAGUGCAGAACACCGGAGUGAUAUUCGGCGGUUGUUUGAUCGGUUGCCUGAGCCUAUUGAUAUUGAAAUUGACAGCCAAACACAGACUUUGUAUUGGACGGAUCGGGGCGAGCAUCCACUGGGGUGUACCCUAAACCGGGCUUAUGUUGGUGGCGAGGAGGUGGAUAUGGAGAAGGUCAUUCUGGCGCGCCAUUUCCAUGAACCUAUUGGGUUGAAGUUGGACAAGGUGAAUGAUCUUGUUUAUGUGGCUGAUAUGGGUGGGAGUCUGUACUCAGUGUCGUUGGCCGAUGGUGUCAAGACCGAGCUGAUCCGGAACGAUAGCUGCUAUACGGGCUUGACGCUUGUUUGA